UCUGGAAAGAGAUUCAAUUGCGGCUCUGUCUUCACAGUAAGCAGAACUUCGUAGGUGAGAACCGCUUUGAGAUAAAGUGAAAAUGGGCGCCAGUUAUUGAACCGCUUAUUGACCGAACAAAAAUUAUAAUUAAGUGAUUCGUCGUUUAUUAUUAAACGCAUCAUUUAUGAAAAAAUAAGAAAAACUAGAAAUAAAUUGAAACUUUUGUUCUUGAAAUAAUAAAAAAGAGAACUUUUCUCCUCAAUUUUCUAUCGACCGGUGUAUGAUUCUAGGGACAUGGCACCCCUGGUACUCAGGGAGCUUAUUGCUUACAUCAUGCUUAUUAUAGUUCUUACUUUAAUUAUCAACUUUGAAUCAACAGAAUCAGCUAAAAAUUUUGAAGCUGCUUUCCAAGGGGAGUGUCGAGAAGAUAGCCCAUGUCAGCACCUGUGUUUUGACCUUCACGAUGGCACCUUUGAAUGCGCGUGUAAAGAAGGAUUCACAUUAUCCGUUAACGGUUACAGCUGCAUAGAAAACUCAAAAUUACGGAGUGACUGGAGUAAUUCUUCAUUGUGGUUAGAGAAUGGAACUUCCUCAGAAGAGUUUUUUGAAUCUGAAGAUUUACAACAAAUCCAAUCAUUUCAUUCAAAAAAUAAAGAACGCCUUGAAAGUCGAUCACAUACUUUGAACUCUAAACAUAUAAAUUCUGAUGGGGUUCAUAUUAUAUUUGAACUCAAUAGAACUCAAUAUUCUCCUAUAUCUUACGAACAUCUUUAUGAUAAUUCAGCUGGACGCUCACUGAACUCUUUAAGUGUGAAUGCUCCAGAACUUCCUAAGAUAAAUGAACAAGUGGAUGUUUUUCAACAAAUGAAUACAGUAGCCGCAUCAACUCCAUCAAUGCAACAAGUGUUUCAUUCUUGUGCUGAUUUACAAUGUGUGUCUGGUGGAAUAUGUGUUCAAGAAUCUCCCUCUAAGCACACAGUAAAAUGUCGCUGCCCAUUAGGUAGAAGUGGAACAUUUUGUGAACAAGUGAUUGAAGCAAAGUACCCUCGAUUUCGUGAAGGGUCUUAUCUGGCUCUUCCCAUUUUAAGGGAUGCUCAUAAAUCAAUGCAAGUUACGCUAGAAUUCAGACCUGAGGCGAAUGAUGGACUUAUCUUAUACAGCGGGGAAAAAUUAGAUCUACAUGGUGACUUCAUAUCUAUUUCCUUAAACAAAGGUUUUAUUGAAUUCAGAUUUGAUUGUGGAAUGGGUGAAGGUCUACUUGUCAGCGAUCAGCCUGUAGUUUUGCGGUCUUGGAACACUUUAACAAUAUACCGAGACAGAUGGGACGCAUGGAUGCAACUGAACAGCGGUAGCCAAGUUCAAGGGCGCUCAAAAGGUCUAUUUUCGCGAAUAACCUUCCGUUUAAAUUUGUACUUGGGAGGUUCUCCAAAUAUUACACUAGUUGCUGACAGAACUCAAACGAAAUCAAGUUUUAAAGGUUGCUUGAGGCAUUUAGCCAUUAAUCGUCAAAUCUACGACUUUAGACCUAUAUCAAAAGGAGAUGCGUUGGAAGGUGUUGACAUAGAUGAAUGCAGUGCUGAUGUUUGCAGCAAAGUGAUAUGUUUGAACGGUGGACAAUGCGUUGCAGCCAGUCCUGAUUAUGGGGUAUGUCUCUGUCCAUUAGGAUAUAUAGGAGACAAAUGUGAAACAGCCAUGGAGCUUGUUGUACCUUUAUUUAAUGGCUCUUCAUAUCUUCAGUAUCCUGGUCUAAGUAAUACUGUUUUGUCAUUUAUCGAGCUUCAAAUUGUUUUCAAGCCAUAUAGACCAAAUGGUGUUCUAUUCUACAAUGGUUAUAAAAUGGACGGUACAGGCGACUUCAUAAGUCUCAGUUUAGUGAAUGGUUAUCUUGAAUUUCGUUUUGAUUUAGGAACUGGAGUUGCAGUAAUAAGAAGUGAAGAACCAUUAUCUGUUGGAGAAUGGCAUACAGCUUUCAUAUCCCGGACAGGCAGAGAUGGUAUUUUAGAAGUAGACGAACAACCCAAAGUAGAAGGUACUUCACCUGGUGCAUUUACACAACUAUCCUUACCACUUAAUAUGUACAUUGGUGGAGUACAUGAUGCAAGAGAUGUUGCUAGAAAAGCUUUUAUAACUGAGUCCUUUACUGGCUGCAUACAAAGGGUUAUCAUUAAUGGAAAAACGUUGAAACUUAUCGAUGAUGCUUUAUCAGGAAUCAACGUGGCAAACUGUCUCCAUUCUUGCGUUGAAGAACCAUGUAAAAAUGGAGGCUACUGUGAACCUAGAAUGGCUUAUUAUACAUGUCACUGCCAUUUGGGUUAUGCUGGAACAAACUGUGAAAACGAAGUUACAGAAAUGAUUGCAGAACCCAUGUUUACAGGAGCAAGUUAUCUCCAUUAUAUGGAUGAAAAUAUAGUAAAAAGAAUAAGAGGAAACAAAAUUGAUAUAAAAUUAAAAUUUCGUUCAUUCGGACCCAGUGGAUUAAUUUUAUGGACAGGAAAAAAAGAUAUGUCUGCUUCAGCCGACUACUUAGCCUUAGGUCUGCGUGAUGGAUAUUUACAUUUUCAAUACAACCUUGGAAGUGGUGAAGUAAUAAUCGUUUACAACAGUACAAAAUUAGAUGACGGAAAAUGGCACACAGUUAGAAUCAUACGAGUUGAGCAAGAAGGAUCACUAACAGUUGAUAAAGGCUUCACUGUGACUGGGGUAUCUCCAGGCCUUCUAAAUCAACUUAAUGUUAAUAAUGGAUUAUAUCUUGGUGGAAUGGAAAACCUAUCCAGCUUAAGUAUGAAUAAAUACCUCUCAGGUUUAGUUGGUUGCCUUGCAAAUGUAACUCUAUCAACAGACUAUCAUAUUCGUCUGAUUACGCACGCAACUACUGGGAUCAACAUUCAGGCGUGUCUCUAGAAUUAAUUACAAUGUAUAAGCCUGUUCUCCUACUAGAGUCAACACGUGUACAGAAGAAAACUAGGAUAAAAUUCCUAUGGAUAGUAGGUCCACAAAUGUAGCCAAACUGCCCGCAGUCGCUGCUGUCAUCGAAUCAGUAUGGCAAAAUUCUGUAGUUUGUGUACACAGAUACAUGUGCCACAAGGAAGUUUUUAUACAGCUUAUCCUUGAUUGUGACCCCAUGUGUUGUGCUAGUGCCUUCAGUGAGCAGCAAGAUAUGUUUCUGCACCAUUCAUUAUACCACUUUCAUACUAUUAAUUAGAAGAAACCCUCUAAUCAUGGUUUGACUUUAGUUUCAUUUUCAUUGGUUAUGAAGCAUUUUAAAUGUUGUGUUUUAAAUCAAGGAAUAUAUUUUAACAUUAGAUGAAAAACAUACUGUGAAACUAUCUUGGAGCCACAGAUUUAUACAGAUAUCACUCCAAGGAUACAAACCAACUAACUUUGUUCCAGGAGAUAAUUUUUAUGUCUCUGUUCAUCAAAUAAUAUCGAUAUUUAUUAGAUACAAAAUGUCUGAAUGUUUGAAAUAAGUAAAUUUUUUCACCAACCUUGGAAACAUUCAAUAAGGUGAACACCUUUGUGUUCUUUUGUAACAAUACGUAUCCUUCAUUCAUGAGUAUUAGAUAGUAUUCACAUUUCAAGAUGGGCCCAAUUAAAAAAAAAGGUGCACUUCACAUAGAUGUUUUUGAACUAGUUCAAAAACAGUUAGAGAUUAAUCAAUUUCAUUCCUAAUUUCAAAUUUAAUGCUGGGCUGCACUAGUUCAUUUUUCUACAACUAUGAUUGUAUAUUCAGUAUGCAAUAUAUUUUUUAAUUUUGUAAGGGCUGUUAUUUACUAUGAAGUUUAGUUCAUUCCAAUGUGUCUAAAAUGAUCUCAAGAGUUUAAGAAAACAUGAGACCAAGAGCAAUGUUUGAUAAUUGUACAUAAACUUCUACGUGUGUGUGUGCGUGUAUGCGUGAAUGUAUAAUAUAGAUAGCUAUGUAUGAAAAAUAAUCUAUUUAAAUGGCAGGACUGUUUCAAGAAAUGUUUAUAAAUCUUAUUUCAUCUAUUACACAAAUGUUUACUCUAUAAAAUUAAAAACUAGAUUUCAAAAAAUUUUAGUUGUUUAUCGUAAAUAUUCCAUGUAAAACUGUAUAUUAUACAUUUUAUAUCAUUUCACUAUUUUUUUUCGUCUGUUAUCAUUAUUCUUACGAUAUGUUUAGUUGUAAAUAUAAUUAUUAACUUUCAUUUAAACUAUGUAUUUUUAUGACGAUUGCUUUAAUAUGCAACAUAACUAAUGUUUUGUGCUUAAAAUGAAUUUAAAAAUAUUUCUAGUGAAAUUCUAUAGCACUAGCAGACUGGUUGCAUAUAACUUUUUAUAGAUAAUUAUACACUUUUGCAUAUACUCAGUUGCAUAUAUUUUUUAUUAUCGUGUUGAUAAUGAAACAUUUUCAACUAUGUUCAUCAAGCGUUGUAAUAUUUACAGUGACAUAUCAGGAAGUAAGUUAAUAAUAAUAAUAAACUUGCGUGAUUAUUUUUUUUU
Molecule: messenger RNA, 4440 nt
Organism: Parasteatoda tepidariorum (common house spider)
Lineage: Eukaryota; Metazoa; Arthropoda; Arachnida; Araneae; Theridiidae
Product: EGF like, fibronectin type III and laminin G domains protein pikachurin
Molecular function (GO): calcium ion binding
Source: RefSeq, a predicted model, not a curated record